UCUCUCUCUCUCUCUCUCUCUCUCUGAUCCAGAAUUGAAGGCAAUCCAAUAGACAACCUUACCUUGCCCUAAUGCCUCCUCCUCCAUUCCUCAAACAAUCAAACAUCCCCAGAUAACUAGGACGGCGCGCAUGGAGCAGCUGCCUGUUCUUGCCAGUGGCUCAAAGGCCAGCACCACCACGACGCCCUUCUACCUCGCCUUAGAUCACAGAGCCUCCGCAUCGUCUUCGCCACCGGCGGAGGCACCAACUCCACCGCCGCCUGCCGUCUCAGAUCCCCCUGGACAAUCCAACAGCGAGAGGGGAUCGGAAAUAAUCAAAGCGAAGAUCAUGUCGCAUCCUCUCUAUCCGGCUCUCCUGAGAGCCUUCAUAGAUUGCCGAAAGGUUGGAGCGCCGCCGGAGGUUGUUGGUCGGCUUUCGGCCCUCGCCGGUGAGGUCGAGAUGAAUUCAGGCGACGUGCAAGAACAACCGGCUGACCCAGAGCUCGAUCAGUUCAUGGAGAUCUACUGUCACAUGUUGGUAAGGUACAGACAGGAGCUCACAAGACCAAUCCAAGAAGCCGACGAAUUCUUCAGAAGCAUGGAGGCCCAGAUCGACUCAUUUUCGCUAGAUGACAACGGCUACGAAGGGGGUGGUUCCACCGACGACGAUGGGCAAGAAACCGUCGACUUGGUCGGGCUGCCUGUCGCUGAGAUCGGCAGCCCGAGCGGGGAGGACAGGGAGCUGAAGAACCGCCUCCUGAACAAGUACAGCGGCUACCUGAGCAGCCUCUGGAAGGAGCUCUCGAGGAAGAAGAAGAAAGGCAAGCUGCCGAGGGACGCCCGCCAGAAGCUCCUCCACUGGUGGCAGCUGCACUACAGGUGGCCCUACCCGUCGGAGUUGGAGAAGGCGGCGCUGGCGGAGUCGACGGGGCUGGACGCGAAGCAGAUCAACAACUGGUUCAUCAACCAGCGGAAGCGACACUGGAAGCCGGCGCCGCCGGCGAUGGUGCUGGCCACGGACUACAGGCUGCGCCCGUACGGCGGCGGCGCCGGCGCCUCGAGCAGCUCAUCGGCUCUCGCCGCCUUCCGCGCGGAGGGGCAGUACUUCGCCGGCGGGAGCUCGUAUCCCCGUGGCCCCUGACGUCGUCGUCUGCAGCCGCCUGAGCGCGCGAGGUCGAUCGACAUGGAUUGUGUUGCCGUGCAUGCAUAUAUAUACAUACGUGAUUUGGGUAUACAUAAUACAUGGUGUGGACGUGUGGUGUUUUCUCAUACAGAGAAAUUUGAUGGUCUCCUUAUUAAUUACUUGCUCAUAUAUAUACAUAUAUACAUAUAUAUUUGUAAUGUAGCUGAUUAAUGCCAAAGUUAUAAAGUUGUAACUUGAUUGUGUUACUAACAUGAGAUCAG
Panicum hallii is the source of this 1383-nucleotide messenger RNA. Its product is annotated as homeobox protein knotted-1-like 4. Gene Ontology annotation, cellular component: nucleus. Bases 131 to 1120 code for a protein of 329 amino acids. The transcript is spliced from 5 exons. NCBI's taxonomy places the organism in Eukaryota, Viridiplantae, Streptophyta, Magnoliopsida, Poales, Poaceae. Gene Ontology annotation, biological process: regulation of DNA-templated transcription. The record is from RefSeq and is a predicted model, not a curated record. Gene Ontology annotation, molecular function: DNA-binding transcription factor activity, RNA polymerase II-specific; DNA binding.